AGGAGGCAUAAACCGGGCUGGGGCGGCGGUGCCGACAUUCUUGCGGACCCCCACUAUGAUCCAGCCCCACCUGGACAUGAAGCCCUUCCUGCAUUACCCCAUGGAGACCGCCCCUCCUCCGCACAGCAUGAGUCUCUUCCACAACUUCAACACGAUGGACCCGGUGCAGAAGGCCGUGAUCAACCACACCUUUGGCGUCCCACUGAUCAAGACCAAGAGGCCAAUCAUCUCCUGUAACGUCUGCCAGAUCCGCUUCAACUCAGAGAGCCAGGCAGAAGCCCAUUACAAAGGAAACCGCCAUGCCAGGAGAGUCAAAGGCAUCGAGACCUCUAAGAGUCGUCCUCAGGAGGGGGACAAGCCUCAUACCGUGCCCCCCACCUCCUCCCCAUCCCCAGGAGCUCCUGGCAAUGCAGACAGCGAGCCCAGCAAAGCGGAUGAAACACGACCUCUCUCACAGUUAAAUGGGCCCCUGCUGGCCCCGGGGCCCCUUCCCCUUCUCACCACCCCACCUACCCCACCCAUGGACUCCCCCGUGCCCUCAGUAUGCCCCCUCCUGCCCACCCCCACCACCCCCACUCCUCCCCUGAUCCCCCCUUCCUCCUCCUCCCCAGGCUGCGGCAGUGGCAGUGCCAGCUCAGAGCAGCCCGGAUCUGGACCCCUGGUUUCAGGAGCCGCCGGCACCUCAUCCUCCAGCAGCCCGUCCAAUCCAGAGACAGAGGAGGACAAGGCCAAGAAGCUGCUGUACUGCUCACUGUGCAAGGUGGCUGUCAAUUCCUUGUCACAGCUGGAGGCCCACAACAAAGGUACCAAACACAAAACUAUCCUGGAGGCACGGAGCGGGCUGGGCCCCAUCAAGGCGUAUCCUCGCUUGGGCCCUAAGCCCAGUGGAGAGCAGGGAGGGGGGCCGGUGGACCCCAAUACUCAGGAACGAACCUUCCACUGUGAGAUCUGCAACGUGCGGGUCAACUCUGAACUGCAACUCAAACAGCACAUAUCAAGUCGAAGACACCGGGACGGCAUGGCAGGCAAGCCUAACCCCCUCCUCAGCCGACACAAGAAGCACAGGGGAGCUGAUCUGACGUCUUCUUUGACCUUCUCCAAGGAUCUCACCAAAGCUUUGGGUGCAGGGCUUUUGCCCAACCCCUUGGCUGUUGCUGCAGCAAUGGCCGCUGCAGCAUCCUCGAACCCACUGGCUCUCCGUGCAGCAGCUCCUGCACACCACCCGCACCAUCACCUAUUGCAAGGCCCUCCUCUCAGCCACGCCAUCCUGAGACCCGCCCCUGGGCCCAUCCGCACCACCCACGGGCCAAUCCUCUUCUCCCCGUACUGACACAUCACCCACUGACUUCGGCCAGUCAGGAACAGCCACUCUAAAAGCACACUGUGAAGAUACAAACAUGAUCAACAAACAGCAAUUGAGGGGGAAAAAAAUCCAACCAUUUAAAUAUCGAACUGAGAGAAAAGCAAGGGAAAGGAGCAGUGGAAAGGAGUUGUAUGUGUCUCUCUUUCUUCCCUUUACCUGAAACUCUCCCUUCAUUUCAAAGACUUCUGAGUGAUCCACAGAUGGAAUGAGCAGAGGAGAGAUUUUCAUUAUGCAUUGAACUCCCAUGUCAUCUCUCACUUCCCUCUGGCCCUUCUCCCUUGCACUGUGGCCCUGUCAUGGCCGCCUCAAUAGCUACAGAAGAAACACAUGCAGAACUUUCUAGAAACAUUAAACCACAUGUAGUGUUACAUAAUUAUUCUGGGCCAGGUUGGUUUUCUCCUGUCAUCACGGCUCAACGUGUUCUUCUCAUCCUAUGCACCUCAAAAACCAAGACAAUAAUGUUAUGUCAGUAGGGUAGCUGCUUCCAUCGGUCUUUGCUGUAUGCGCCUCAUGUAGCUGUGGCGGCCUCCACGGUACUGUACAUGUCCCCUUCUACGCCGGAGGCCAGCAACUCUUCAAUUUGUGACACUAGGUCCUAGCUAGAAACAACAUGACUUUGGCUGACAGGCAGGUGGUAGCCGCAUCUGAACAUGU
Molecule: messenger RNA, 2017 nt
Organism: Morone saxatilis (striped sea-bass)
Lineage: Eukaryota; Metazoa; Chordata; Actinopteri; Moronidae
Gene: znf385a
Product: zinc finger protein 385A
Exons: 8
Coding region: 56-1330 (424 amino acids)
Cellular component (GO): nucleus
Molecular function (GO): nucleic acid binding; zinc ion binding
Source: RefSeq, a predicted model, not a curated record